Molecule: messenger RNA, 288 nt
Organism: Necator americanus (New World hookworm)
Lineage: Eukaryota; Metazoa; Nematoda; Chromadorea; Rhabditida; Ancylostomatidae
Exons: 1
Coding region: 1-288 (95 amino acids)
Source: RefSeq, a predicted model, not a curated record
AUGAAUACUUUGAAGGGCACUAAAGAUGGUGUGAGGAGACCAAAUGGAUCAAAGGUGGAUGAACAUGCACUGAGCGCUGUACGCUUAGAGUACACAUUCAAGGAUGCGGUUUUAAGGGGUAUGAGAAGGGUGUCGAUGCGUCAGUUCCAAGAGAUAUUGAGGAGUUUCACCGAUAAUGGAUUCCUGACUCGGUCAGAUGGCUCAAUGGACUGGUUAACGAUACUGGAGUUACAGAAGAACUGUCGAAGGUUCAUGUGCAUGGUAUUGAAUAGGGAUUUGGAGGAGUGA